CCUUCAACAAUUCCAAUGGUGACAGACUGGGACGAAUCAGUAUUUAAUGAUGGUAACAUUAACGAACGCAAUAAAACGAAGAAGAGCGUCUCACGUUGCCAUCACACCUAACAACCAAGAUAUCUUCCUCCAGAUAACAAUGUAUGUCCGCAUGAUGAAAGCAUUGGUGAUAGUUGUGCUUGCGUGUGUCGGAAACUGUGCAGCUAACCUUCAGGCUGCGGACGAUACGGGUGUAAAUGGGAAGGCCUUCAAAACCAGCAGAAUAAAACUGGGUGACGAGGAGCUGUUCACAGUCACAGCUGCGGAUGGAACACCGUUGGCAACCAUUGAUGUUGUCCGUGAUGAGGGAUAUGAAAUCGAGCUUACUCCAGAUGGCAGAAAGUGUCGCAUUAGCCAGGUGCAAGAGAAAAGUUCGUGUUUCCAAGAGGCGCCACUUACGGACGAUGAGCCGGUGUUUGCGCGUAUUUCUGACCGCUGCAAAGGAAGAGAGAUCGUGACCUUGAAGCCAAAGGAUUGCAAUGAAAAAUCCAGUCUCGAAAAAGAGGAAUCCACUCGAGUAAAACGGCACUCAUGCAAAACAACUGGAACUCGUGAAGAGUGCGGGUGGGAGUGGUGGUUUCGCUGGGUAUGCAACACAAAGCCUGUGGAUAUUUGGUACAACUGUUAAUGCCACAGCCUCGUACGACAAGUUCCCACUGUCAGCUUAACGCUUACUAAAAACUGUCUGAACUUUUUUUCAUAUGACAACUUGCUUCAGUUCAAAUAUUUUCACAUUAACCUAUUUGUAUAAUUAUAACUGUUUUCUAAUUAUUUAGUCUAUUGUUUUCAGAAUUAUUUCGAUUGUUUUUUUACUGCUCUAUUAUAUUUUCUACUCACAAUGUUGGUGUAAACACAGUAUUUUAUUAAUUCAUAACUUCUUAUAAACCACAUGCCACAUACAUCCAACUAAUUUCACAAUACUAUAGUAUUAAAAUUAACACUGUUUUACAACACAUUUUUCUGUCUGAGAUGUUUGUCGAAAAAUCUAAAAAUUUAUGAAAGAAUAUUUUCAUUUUUCAACAAUUUGAAAUGAAACAGUGCAUAUAAUAUCUUAAUGCAUAUUUGUUUUCGAUCAUUUAUGGAUUUCAAAUAUUCACUUAAUUUUUUUAAACCAGAAAGCGCCUCGCCAGACAUUCUUGAAAAUUGCCAUAUAUCUGUAAAAAGAAUUUAUAAAAAUGUAAUUGUAUGUUUUCCUUUGACUUUUUUGAUUGCUGUUGUUUUGUUGUUAUGUUUACGCAUGUGUAUUUAUUUAUAUGCUUCAGUCGCAAAUAAACUUUGUUCUUGUUUCUCUUGUAAAGCAAACUGGCAAUGAAUUCUUAUUAAAAUGA
Dreissena polymorpha is the source of this 1367-nucleotide messenger RNA. RefSeq lists its product as uncharacterized. Lineage: Eukaryota; Metazoa; Mollusca; Bivalvia; Myida; Dreissenidae. The transcript is spliced from 6 exons. Bases 47 to 667 code for a protein of 206 amino acids. The record is from RefSeq and is a predicted model, not a curated record.